Molecule: messenger RNA, 1022 nt
Organism: Lactuca saligna
Lineage: Eukaryota; Viridiplantae; Streptophyta; Magnoliopsida; Asterales; Asteraceae
Source: the annotation of a GenBank genome assembly
AUGGUGCUGAAAGUAUCUGGUCAUAGAAUUUCUGAACCAUCUCGUGCAGUUCUCAUCUUCUGCAAGAUAAACAUGAUAGAUUUUGAGGAAAUUCACGUGGAGGUCUUGAAAGGCCAGCAAUUCUCCCAAGAAUAUGGAGCAAUAACUCCCAUGCGCCAAAUUCAAGCAAUAGUUGAUGGACAUUUGAAGUUGAUUGAAAGUCAUGCGAUACUUAUCUACUUAAGUUGUUCAUUUCCUGGAGUGGCUAGCCACUGGUAUCCUGGUGAUCCACAAAAAAGAGCUAAGAUCCAUUCCAUUUUAGAUUGGCAUCAUUCUCAUUUACGUCGUGGUGCAGCUGGACUUGUAUACACCACUAUCUUGGCACCACUAUAUGGCCUUCGUUCAUUCCUUCAGAUAGUCAUUCAAGCUGAAGAGAUACUCCUGAAAUCUUUGUCCCAAUUAGAAAAUGUUUGGUUAAAAGAUGGAACGUUUUUGGGUGGAAUCUCCCAACCAUCAAUUGCAGAUCUCAGUUUAGCGUGUGAAGUCAUGCAACUUGAGCUUUUGAAUGAGGAGGAUUACUAUCAGAUAUUAAGCCCUUACAAGAAAGUAAAAAAGUGGAUUAAAGACGUAAGAAGUGCGACUGCACCUUAUUUUGAUGAAAUUCAUGAGUAUCUUUUUGAAUCCCAAAAAGGAAUUCGUGAUCAAAUGGCAACACAAUCAGGGAAAAAGAAAGUGAGGGCGAAAAUGUGACACCACUUAACCUUGUUCAUUUAAUGAAAUUUCUCAAAAUUAUGUAACCAUCAUUAGAUGUUAAUUAGCUAGGUUAUACACAAACACACACAAAUGCUUUAGCUACAUGGUAGAGUUGUGUUUUACAUCGAGUAUACUCACUUUUUUUUUCCCACACAUAAUUCGGGUAGAUCGUUCUUUAUCAAAUAGAUUGAUGUAACAAUUGGUAACAGGUCAAAGUCCGUCGGUCAAACCAUCGUAAACACCUCUGUAAAAUGGACCUAUUGUGUAGUAUUCCUUAUUUUUUUAGUGCA